UUCCUGCCCUAGGGCGUGUGAACGUGAAAAACGAGGAAAUCGAAGAAAUGCUGAAGGAGGCUCCAGGUCCCAUUAACUUUACCGUGUUCCUAACGAUGUUUGGGGAGAAGCUGAAGGGGGCGGACCCCGAGGAGACCAUUCUCAACGCGUUCAAGGUGUUUGACCCCGAGGGCAAGGGGGUGCUCAAGGCUGAUUAUGUUCGGGAGAUGCUGACCACACAGGCGGAGAGGUUUUCCAAGGAGGAGAUCGAGCAGAUGUUCGCCGCCUUCCCCCCGGACGUGACCGGCAACCUGGACUAUAAGAACCUGGUGCACAUCAUCACCCACGGGGAGGAGAAGGACUAGGGGCUCGCCGCCCGGCCCCGGCUGGCCUCUGCGGGGGACGGUCCCUGCC
This is a messenger RNA of Ceratotherium simum simum (southern white rhinoceros), 393 nucleotides long. It is a transcript of the gene MYL2, whose product is annotated as myosin light chain 2. The record is from RefSeq and is a predicted model, not a curated record. Gene Ontology annotation, molecular function: calcium ion binding. Lineage: Eukaryota; Metazoa; Chordata; Mammalia; Perissodactyla; Rhinocerotidae.